AUGGACAGCGGCUUAGUGGUUUCCCCAAUUUAUCAGAAUUUUCCUACAAAGAGAAGACCGCCGCCACCUCCUAGACCAGCUGCCAGUUCAAACCCCGAACCUCCGCCGCUACCUCCCAGAAUGAAUAGAGACAAGAAGCCAUCACCCGGUGGGACUAGGGCAGCACUAGACCCAGAACCAACCCAGUAUCACGGCUCAGGUAAAGAGAAACACCGCAUAGAAGUGAUUCCUUUGGGGAAACCACAGGACCAGGAGGUUCGAGUAGACACCUCAAAAAUGAACUUUAAAGACUUGAUGAAACAGUGGAAGAGCAACUCUCCUGGAGAGAACAGCUCCCCUUCAGAUCAGCACCAGUCUACAGACAGAUCGAUGAGUUCUGCACCAGCAACAUUUGAACGUAUUAAAACUACUACUACCGGUGCUACUUCUUUUUACAGACACGAUUCAGGUUAUAAUCUUGACGCCACAUCACCUGUAUUUUCACCUGUAUCCUCAUUAUCAACUCCUGAUUCUUCAGCCUCAAAAUCAGCAUGUUACACCUCGCUGUAUUCACCUUCUGGAGCUAACUCAGAGACAUCGCCAUCGCAACAACAUUUAUUAGGAUUUCAGCCGUCUUCAUUAAAUAACGCAAACUACACGGUAUACCCAGGACGACAAACCACAAACUCCUCAUUCACAGACGAGUCUUAUAUUGGUCACAAGAACAAAUCAAGCCGAACUGUUGGCACAUAUAAGAGAUCUGUUUCUGCAGUAGGCGUACAGUCGACUGGCAGCAUUCAAGCUUCAGCGCCCUCAGAUGUUUCUGACAGCACACCUUUCAGUGACUUUAGUCUUGGGCAACAGUCAUGGAACAGUGAAUCUGUCCUGUCUAACACAGGUAGUAGAGUAAAGACACUUCCGGAGAUGGGAUCUCAAAUCGGGAAACCCCAUAAAGACGGAGUGCACGGCAGUCAAGGACAUAUCAGUGGGGUUUCUUCUAGUGUAACUCCUGUUCGACCACCACGACCUAAUGCUCGUGGAAGGCAGAAUGCAAAGCAGUCGUCAGCAACUUCGGCAGCGUCUUCAUCUUCCUCAAAUAUGUCUCAGAAAACUACUUUAACUUCAGAACAUUUGUCUGCCCCGGAUAAUGUGGCAGCAUCAGUGUUUUUCAACGUGGAGCAAGACGGUGUGGGCCAAAAGGAGGGUCUUCAAAGAUCUGCUGUGCCUACUUCAUUGCCUCCUCAGUACGAUCUUAACUAUCAAGAUCAUUGGUCAGUUCAGCAUGAGUCAAAUUCUUUGGUUACCUCUACUCCAUCCGGUCAAGUUCUUGAUAGAAGCCCGGUAAAUAGUUGUCAUCAUUCUCAUUACUCUCUUCAACACAGACAAAUGGCUUUAAACAACAGCUUAAACAGCAGUCUUUCCAGAGCAACGCUGGAUGAUAACGGUCAUCCGCAGUCCAUAUUUAUUCAGGACUCAACAGUUAAACCUUCAUCACCCUGUUCUCCCAGUGAACAAUUCUCUGUCAACAGCCCAGCAAAAGAUCACCAAAGAAAAGUUCACGGUACGACCGGAUUGGUAACAUCACCCUGUUUAGAAAACAUACCGAGAAGUCCGCUGGAAAACCCAGCUUCUUCUUCGCAUUAUCAGCCUCAUAACACAAUCGGCAGUCCACAAGAAUCCACACACAGAUGCUCUAGCACACCCUCAUUAAGCCACCUGAGACAGCCAUCGCAGGAGGAGGUAGAGUGCGAGGAGAAAGCCAUGGAAUUAGCUGAAGAACUUGACAACAACGAUCAGAAGUUGCUGGAAGUUCUCAUGCAAGAUCGCCAGAAAAAACGGAUGUUGUACAUGGAUGGGCUGUUCUCUGAUCUGACUGUUGAUCGGGAAAAGUCCGGAUUUAAGCAGAAGUCCAGGUCUUCAAUGAAAAACCGGACACUUGACCGGGUGGUCGGGGAGUCUUGUGAGGCCUCUGGUGGUUUUAAGAGCCACUCCCUACCCAGAGACUACCAACAGACAACUGCCUCCACUGCUGCACUUACAACAGAACUGCUAGAUGGUGUCUCCAGUAGGAGCUCUGAUGGGUCCUCGCCAGGCGCCCAUGAGAACUUGACAGUCUUGAAGCACAAGGAAGAGCUGGUGGAAAAGCUGCAGAAAAAGAUCCAGGUUCUGAAGGAGGAGAAGCUGUCACUGCAGCAGGAAGUAGCUGACAAUAUCUUGUUAGGCCAGCAGGUGAGCCAGGUGGCUGACUCCAGGUGCCAGACUCAGAAUGAGAAAGAGAAGUUCAUGACGUUCAUAGAGGACCUGGAGAAGAUUGUGCGCUUGCUGCUGAACUUGUCUGGCCAGCUGGCCAGGGCAGAGAAUGCUGUACAGGCUCUGGGUCCUGAUACAGAUGCAAAACUCAAGAAACUGACCUGGGACAAGAGAGAUAGGCUGCAUGCCAAGCUCGAGGAGGCUAAAAUGCUGAAAGAAGCCUUUGACCGACGUAGUGAACAGUUGUUGAGCAUGCUGCAAGAAAGACUGAGCACCCAGGAGCUGUCGGACUACAAACACUUCAUCAGCAUGAAAUCCAGACUGACCAUCCAGAUGCAGGAUGUGGAGGAUCACCUGGCUCUAGCGGAGCAGCAGAUCCUUGCUCUCAAGAGAAGUUUGCCAUCUCUUGCUGUGUCGCUUCCUGGGACUAAUAGAGAAGCAUAG
Candidula unifasciata is the source of this 2673-nucleotide messenger RNA. The record is from the annotation of a GenBank genome assembly. Lineage: Eukaryota; Metazoa; Mollusca; Gastropoda; Stylommatophora; Geomitridae.